Molecule: messenger RNA, 2340 nt
Organism: Canis lupus familiaris (dog)
Lineage: Eukaryota; Metazoa; Chordata; Mammalia; Carnivora; Canidae
Gene: SLC30A2
Product: solute carrier family 30 member 2
Exons: 8
Coding region: 72-1187 (371 amino acids)
Biological process (GO): zinc ion transmembrane transport; response to zinc ion
Cellular component (GO): plasma membrane
Molecular function (GO): zinc ion transmembrane transporter activity
Source: RefSeq, a predicted model, not a curated record
AACUCCCAGGGCGCACGGGACGCGGCGGCGGCGCGCGGCUGCCCGGACCCCGCGGGGGCGGCCCGGGCCGCAUGGAGCCCACGGAGAAGCAGCACCUGGUGGACACCAAGUCCGGAACCCGGUCUUACACGGGAUCUCUGUGGCAGGAGGGGACUGGCUGGAUCCCUCUGCCCUCACCUGGCCUGGACUUGCAGGCCAUUGAGUUAGUCGCUGAGAGUAACCAUUACUGUCAUGCCCAGAAGGGUCCUGCCAGUCACCUCGAGCCCAAGAAGGAGCGGGCCCGGCGACAGCUUUAUGUGGCCUCUGCCAUCUGCCUGGUGUUCAUGAUUGGGGAAAUCGUUGGUGGGUACCUAGCUCACAGCUUGGCAGUCAUGACCGACGCAGCCCACCUGCUCACCGAUUUUGCCAGCAUGCUCGUCAGUCUCUUUUCUCUCUGGAUGUCCUCCCGACCAGCCACCAAGACUAUGAACUUUGGCUGGCAGCGAGCUGAGAUCCUGGGAGCCCUGCUCUCUGUACUGUCCAUCUGGGUCGUGACUGGAGUGCUGGUGUUCCUGGCAGUGGAGCGGCUAAUCUCUGGGGACUAUGAGAUCGAAGGGGGGACCAUGCUGAUCACAUCGGGCUGUGCUGUGGCCGUGAAUAUCAUAAUGGGGUUGACUCUUCAUCAGUCUAGCCACGGGCACAGCCAUGACUCCAGCCAGCAGCAGGAGAACCCCAGUGUGCGAGCUGCAUUUAUCCAUGUGAUUGGAGACUUUCUGCAGAGUGUAGGCAUCUUGGUGGCAGCCUAUAUUUUGUACUUCAAGCCAGAGUACAAGUAUGUAGACCCCAUCUGCACCUUCCUCUUCUCCAUCCUGGUCUUGGGGACGACUUUGACCAUCCUGAGAGACGUGAUCGUGGUGCUGAUGGAAGGGACCCCCAAGGGUGUGGACUUCACGGCCGUUCGGGAUCUGCUACUGUCGGUCGAAGGGGUGGAAGCCUUGCACAGCCUGCACAUUUGGGCACUGACCGUGACCCAGCCUGUGCUGUCUGUCCAUAUCGCCAUCGCUCAGAAUGCAGAUGGCCAGGCUGUGCUGAAGGCAGCCAGCACCCGCCUACAGGGAAAGUUCCGCUUCCACACCAUCACCAUCCAGAUCGAAGACUACUCUGAGGACAUGAAGGACUGUCAGGAGUGCCAAGGCCCCUCCGACUGACUACUUGGCCAAGUGCUAGCUGAGGCUUGGACAGGACCUGCAGGUGGUGGGGCUAAGUGUCCCCCAGGCCCGGCUGUGUUAUAAAGCAGCUCCCUCUCCCGACCUCUGCUCUGUGUUCGGUGUGAAGGAACUGCCCCCUGCCUCCCCCAUCUGACUAUUGCCAGUUUAAGGCUGGAGACUCCGCAAGUGUAAAAAGCUGGUAUGACCCCGCUCCUGCAGCUUCUGGUGCCUGGCAGGGCUGGGUUUGGGCCUAAUCUUCAGCUAAUGCUUUCUUGCCACCAGCCUCAGGAAAGACAGUGAGGCCCAGUGACGGGUGGCCGAGGGGAGACUGGUUUCAGGGUCCCCUUGCCCACCUGCCCAAGUCCUCAUUUCAGUCUGCCUGGCUUGUACCUCAUGAAUCUAUGAAGAAGCCCUGGGACAGAGUUUCUCCCUCUGCCUAUAACAAUAUGGUUUAAGGAGUCCUUGGGGGUUGGGAGUUGUGAGGAUCUGCACUGUCCAACCUGUCCCCCUGAGAUGGGAAACCAGUGGGCACCCAAGGCCUGUCUGUGCCUUAGUCACUUCAGCUAUGAGCCACACAUUUCCCUUUCUUGGAGGGAGGAGGCUUGUCACCACCUAGCACCCAGCUGGUUUCUUCUUUCCUUAUUCCCCCAGCCCAGGAAACUUGUGCUGACACCAUGAUGCCUUUGCCACAGGUGGUGGGGGUGAGGGCAGAGAUUUUAGCUCGGGUCCUGCCCUAACGGGCCACACAGCCCCAGGCCCACUUCUCUUGCCCCGAUAGAGUCCCAGGGACCUCAGAAACUGAAAUCUGAUGUGAUUGGGCCAACUCUGCUGCCAAGUGUAGCUCGAUCUGCUCAAAACUUGAGGAUGGACGAUGAAGAGGAAUUGGUUGUACAAUGAAUGGGUGGGAGACGCUGGCUUCCUGAGGUGUAUGUAGAUUCCUGACUUAGGGGCAGCUUGUGUUUACGAGAUGAAGAGGGGAGACUUGUCCCUAGUCUCAGAGAAGGCAGCACAUCCACUCAUUAGGUAGCCCUGGUCUUUGCUAGCAAGUGUCCUUAGGUCUCAUCAGAGAAUGAGAGACCAAGGAUGAACCCACCUCACAGGGUUGUUGUGAGGACUGGAGCCAAAGCCUAUCAAGCUCCUGGUGUUGCUUGAA